Molecule: messenger RNA, 1051 nt
Organism: Daucus carota subsp. sativus
Lineage: Eukaryota; Viridiplantae; Streptophyta; Magnoliopsida; Apiales; Apiaceae
Product: small ribosomal subunit protein uS14m
Exons: 2
Coding region: 88-564 (158 amino acids)
Biological process (GO): translation
Cellular component (GO): small ribosomal subunit; ribosome
Molecular function (GO): structural constituent of ribosome
Source: RefSeq, a predicted model, not a curated record
UCCAGUCCUCCUCUACUUCCCGUAAUCCCCUGUUCCCCCAUUUCCCGUCUUUCAUCGCAUUCUUCAAUUGUAGCAUCACUCUCCCCAAUGGCUCUCGCACGACUGAGUUCACUCGUUAAACGCGCCACCCAACUCACCACCACACCGUUUCAUUCCCUCGCCAUCUCUCCCCAGCCUCAUCAUCUCUCUGCCCAAUCCCAUCUGACGACGUCGUUUCCUCCAACGAGCCGCCAAGCUUUACAAACUCAUUUCUUCUCAACAACCUCGGAGAAGCGAAACAUACAAGACCACAAGCGCAGAUUGCUGGCGGCUAAAUAUGAAUUGAGGCGAAAGCUUUAUAAAUCCCUCAGCAAAGAUCCGGAGCUUUCGAGUGAAAUGCGUGCCAAGCAUCGUUACAAGCUCUCCAAGUUGCCGAGAAAUAGCUCCUUUGUGCGCCUGCGGAAUCGGUGUGUUUUCACGGGCCGUGCUCGUGGAGUGUACCAGUUCUUCCGGAUGUCUCGUCUCGUGUUUCGUGAUUCAGCGAAUAAAGGUGCUUUGAUGGGCGUCACCAAAGCAUCUUGGUAGGCGGAAGAAAUCUCGAAUCCAUUUAACGGUUUUCGUAAAAUGGCAUAUGUUUCGUGGAACCUGUUGAUCCUUCCUGAAGGUUAAUGAUUUACUUUUAUAAAGCAAGUGUCAUUAAAUAUAACAUAUGAGCUGACCUGGACAGUUGGACUGUUUGCCAAUGGAAGCUGUCAGUCAGUUAGGUACGAGAUCCCACUAUGUCAGUAAAAAGAUCUGUAAAAGACCAAGAAGGCUCACAUCUCUAUUUUCACUUUGUGUACCCGUGGACUGUUUAACUCAUAAUAUAUGAUCUUCGGUAAAAUUAACUGUAUAUUCUAUGAUAGAUUACCCACCAAUAGUGUAUUUAUAAUAGUCUCAUCAUCAGCUAUUUAAAAUAAUAUUCGCUGGUCUUAGGCUGGACUUGAUUGCUGAAACGCAAUUAUCAUUUUACUGCAAAUGGUUUUUGUUUAAUGAAUGAUAUACUACCUGAUAGGCCUUUGCUGGUACGGAA